This is a messenger RNA of Aspergillus niger, 2082 nucleotides long. RefSeq lists its product as uncharacterized. NCBI's taxonomy places the organism in Eukaryota, Fungi, Ascomycota, Eurotiomycetes, Eurotiales, Aspergillaceae. The record is from RefSeq and is a predicted model, not a curated record. The transcript has 2 exons. Gene Ontology annotation, molecular function: intramolecular transferase activity. Gene Ontology annotation, biological process: triterpenoid biosynthetic process. Gene Ontology annotation, cellular component: lipid droplet. The coding region runs from base 1 to 2082 and encodes 693 amino acids.
AUGGCACACCAAGAAACUAUGGCCAGCGAAACUUCCAUAUCUCUACAUACCCUGGCUUGCGAUGCCACCAAGCUCGCCGGCACAUACGCACUGCGCCAAGUGCGGGAAGAUGGUCAUUGGUACGGUGAAAUGAAAUCCAAUGCUACUAUUACAGCGGAAUAUGUCUUUCUUGCGCAAGCCUUAGGGUUCAGCAUUGAGGAAGACCGGGACGAUCUCAUCAAGUAUUUCCUUUCCGAGCAAAAUACAGACGGUUCAUGGAGCCUGGCAUAUGACUUUCCCGGGGACGUUUCUGUAACCGCAGAAGCCUACUUCGCCUUGUGCCUGUUGGGCCUCGACCGCAGCCACCCAGCGAUGGCUUCAGCGCGCGAGUUCACCCUCUCCAAAGGUGGCAUAGCCAAGGUACGCGUGUUUACUCGCAUGUUCUUCGCUUGCUUCGGGCUAUUUCCUUGGUCUGCAGUGCCCGAAUUGCCAGCCGAGUUGAUCCUACUCCCUGCUGCAGCCCCGAUGAGCAUCUACCAGCUAGCAAGUUGGGCCAGGGCGACAGUGGUUCCUAUGCUGGUCAUCCGACAUCAUCGUCCCAUUUAUGCUUUGCCAAAUGGAAGAUCAUCUUCAAAUGAAUAUUUGGACGAGCUUUGGGUCGAUCCAACCGACAAAAUGGUCCCCUAUUCGCCUUCUUUGUGGUCAUUAUGGAACGAUGAUCUUACAGCAUUUGGCUUCACUCUAGCCGACAAUAUUCUGAAAGCCUUAGGUGGCCUGCGGUGGUUCCCUUCAAGAAAAAUUGCACUUCGACAUUGUGUGGCGUGGAUCCUUGAACGCCAGGAGCCCGAAGGCGAUAUCGGAGGUAUCUUCCCUCCUCUGCAUGCCGCAUUGUUUGCUCUCGCGCUGGAAGGUUAUGGCCUCGAGUCUAGCCCUGUACGUCGAGGUAUUGACGCCCUUCAAAACACCUACGCGUGGAGAGACAGCACUGGUUUGAGAAUACAAGGCUGUAUCUCGCCAAUUUUGGAUACCAUCCUCAUGACCAUCGGCCUGAUUGACUCAAGCCUUCCGGCCGAAAGUCCCCUCGUUGCACGAUCGUCACGAUACCUUAAGGCCCACCAACAGCUUGGAAACGAGGGCGAUUGGAGGGUGUAUAACGGAAAUGUCCCAUCCGGCGGGUUCAAUUUCGAGUACUUUAAUUCGUGGUAUCCGGAUAUUGACGAUACUGCUGCGGCAAUCUUGGCGAUGGUGAAGCAGGAUCCAAACCUAUUAGACUUAGGCCCCAUACUAUCUGCAGUUCAAUGGAUCCUGGGAUUGCAGAACGAUGACGGUGGAUGGGCCGCAUUCGACCGGGAGAACAACUACCUGUUCCUCAACAAAAUCCCUUUCAGCGACAUGGACAGUUUUUGCGACCCAUCCACCGCGGAUGUGACUGGGCGUGUCAUUGAAUGCUUUGGCCUAAAUGGUAAAAACCCAAUCCCUCGGUUCUUCAUCGACGACAUGUCCUCAGCUACUGAGCGUGCAAUCGACUUUCUUUCAACGGAACAAGAGGCCGAUGGGUCAUGGUACGGCCGCUGGGGCUCGAACUACAUCUAUGGAACUAGCGCGGUACUUUGCGGUUUGGUCUACCACUUGGAAGGCUGGGAUGAUACGUAUCCCGUCAUGGAAAAGAGGCACAAAGUGGACACUCAUGCCGCCCUGGACUGGCUCAAAAGACACCAAAAUCCCGACGGUGGCUGGGGCGAGCGCCUCGAAUCCUAUUAUGAACCUCGUCUCGCAGGCAACGGGCCAUCCACAGCAUCGCAGACGGCCUGGGCAUUGAUGGGCCUGCUUGCAUAUUUAGCCCCUACAGAUGAGUCAAUCACCCGGGGCAUUCAGUACCUUUCACGGACACAAAUAAAGGAGGGGGAACUGGCGGGGUCUUGGAAGGAGGAUCACUACACUGGCACUGGCUUUCCAAACCAUUUCUACCUUUGCUAUACCCUGUAUUCUCAAUACUUUCCAAUGAUGGCCUUGGGUCGGUAUACCAGUUUGUCCGGUUACAGACCACUAGAAAAUCUGGAAAGCACAGUGGAAGACCAUAAAGGCAACUCUAGUGACUGUUGA